GAGCGAUUGGCUCGCCGCGGAGACGCUGUCGUCCAAUCACCGUUCUCCGUGCCGGCCCCCGGAGGGGGCUGGACGAAGGCCGGACGGCGACCGCCUCGGGAUACUUUGGCAAAGAGGAAGCGCACGCUCGCGGGCGCCUCCCCUUCCUGGUGACGCGCCCCUUUCCGACAUACGCAGGGGAGGACGCCGGGCCAAGAUGGCGGCUUCCGGCUGGUUCUGCGCUUCCUUCUCGGCGGCGGCGUCUUCUCAGCCCGGGAGGCGGGCGCGGAAGGGCUUCUCUCCAGCGGCGCUGCUGCUCUUGCUGGCGGCUGCAGGCGUGGUGCCCGCGCGGGCGGGGCGGAGCCAAGUGAAGGCGCUGAACGACGGGGAGUGGCGGGAGCUGCUGCAGGGCGAGUGGAUGGUCGAGUUUUAUGCUCCUUGGUGCCCUGCCUGUCAGAACUUGCAGCCCGAAUGGCAAAGCUUUGCUGAAUGGGGGGAGGAUCUUGAAAUUAACAUUGCAAAAGUGGAUGUGACAGAGCAGCCAGGACUGAGUGGGCGGUUUAUCAUUACGGCGCUCCCCACUAUCUACCACUGUAAAGAUGGCGAGUUUAGACGGUAUCAAGGUCCACGGACUAAAACUGACUUUAUCAACUUCAUAAGUGACCAAGAGUGGAAGUCCAUUGAGCCUGUUUCUUCAUGGUUUGGUCCAUCUUCCUUCCUGAUGAGCAGCAUGUCAGCCUUGUUCCAGCUGUCCAUGUGGAUCAGGCACUGCCACAACUAUUUCACAGAAAACCUUGGCAUACCUGUCUGGGGAUCCUAUGCCAUUUUUGCAUUUGCAACUUUGUUUUCGGGACUCCUGCUGGGGCUUAUAAUGGUAUUCCUGGCAGACUGCAUUUGCCCCUCCAAAAAGCACAGACCACUGCAGCACUCUUAUCAAAAUAAGCGAUUGGAGUCUACUCAGCUCUUGCAAAAAGCAGGUGAAGAACAGGAGGAUGAAGACGUUUCUGAUGCUGAAGUGCAGUCCCGAGAGCCCCCAUGCCCCAUUCCUAUGCCAAACACACUGAGGCAACGUGCUGCAGUCCCGGAUGCUCGCGCUGGGAUGGAGCAGUCGUAGCUCCCGCCAGCCGGCAGCUGACUUUCCGAAUUUCCUGAGUUGCUACUUGACAUUCAGACGUGAAGACCUGGGAGGGUUUGGGGAGUCAUCCUUUUCCUCAUCCAAGAGAAGGGAGAGACGCAACAGCUUGAAGGGGGGGGGAUCCCUUUGAGUUAGAAAGUCUUUCAGCAGCA
Molecule: messenger RNA, 1266 nt
Organism: Rhineura floridana
Lineage: Eukaryota; Metazoa; Chordata; Lepidosauria; Squamata; Rhineuridae
Gene: TMX1
Product: thioredoxin related transmembrane protein 1
Exons: 8
Coding region: 197-1093 (298 amino acids)
Source: RefSeq, a predicted model, not a curated record